This is a messenger RNA of Cinara cedri, 666 nucleotides long. The record is from the annotation of a GenBank genome assembly. Lineage: Eukaryota; Metazoa; Arthropoda; Insecta; Hemiptera; Aphididae.
GUUCAGUCUUCCCAAAUCUACCGUACAGUAAUUACAUUCGUUCAUCAACAUGGCUCCAUCGGCGAAAUCAGCGGGCAAGGCGAUGAAGAAAUCUGGUAAAGCCCAGAAAAACAUCACCAAAUCCGACAAGAAACGCAAGCCUAAGAGGAAGGAAUCAUUCGGAAUUUACAUCUACAAAGUUUUGAAACAAGUGCAUCCCGAUACCGGAGUAUCCUCGAAGGCCAUGAGUAUCAUGAACAGUUUUGUAAACGACAUUUUCGAACGUAUCGCGUCCGAAUCUAGCCGUCUUUCUCACUACAACAAGCGUUCAACGAUCACCAGUCGGGAAAUCCAAACCGCUGUCCGUUUGUUGUUGCCCGGAGAAUUAGCGAAGCACGCCGUCAGUGAAGGCACCAAAGCUGUAACCAAAUACACCAGCUCUAAAUGAAUCAAUUGACCACUGUUAGUAACGGAGAAUUAUUAAUUAAAACGGCCCUUCUCAGGGCCACGAAGUCUUUUAUUUAAUAUUUUUAUGGUAUAAUUUAUAACUAUUUAUUUACAAUUAGGAAUCGACAGACGUAUUGAUUAUGAAUGUAGCAUACCCAAAAGUUUUUAUCCUAAUAAAGGAAAUAAAAACAAAACACUGAAAUGUAUGUUUAUCCAAUAUUUAGGAUAACAAGUUCGGAG